Messenger RNA from Tribolium castaneum (red flour beetle), 1166 nucleotides. RefSeq names its product shroud (gene sro). Gene Ontology annotation, biological process: steroid metabolic process. Gene Ontology annotation, cellular component: intracellular membrane-bounded organelle. The record is from RefSeq and is a predicted model, not a curated record. The transcript has 3 exons. The coding region runs from base 1 to 1116 and encodes 371 amino acids. NCBI's taxonomy places the organism in Eukaryota, Metazoa, Arthropoda, Insecta, Coleoptera, Tenebrionidae. Gene Ontology annotation, molecular function: oxidoreductase activity.
AUGAGUAUUUUGUCAAAAUUGUGCUUGACGGUGUUCGAAAUUGUGAACGAGCUCUACAUCGGUGUGGGGGCCGGUGUUGUGGGGCUAGCGGUGUUAAUAAACCACGGCUACAGGACAAACCAGCUCCUGAGGACUCUAACCGUGUCUGCAAUAUCCCUAGCAAGUCUCAUUUACGUGUUCCAAAGCUCGGCCGAGUUAAGACAACCGAGUUUGAAGCAAAUCGUUCUCAUUUCGGGCUGCGACUCUGGGCUCGGAUUUUCACUGGCGAUUCACGCCGCCAGGCUUGGGUUCACCGUCGUUGCCGGGUUCUUGGACCUGGAGUCGCCAGGAGCCAGGGAAAUUAAACAGUUUCAUCGGAAAAUCACCCAAAUUCAAUUGGAUGUGACGAGUAAAGAGAGCGUUUUUGUGGCCGUUGAGACGAUAAACCAGUACCUGAAUAGCAACCCGAGCUACGAGUUUUACGCCCUUGUGAACAAUGCGGGGGUUAUGGUUUUUGGCGAAUUUGAGUGGCAAACUGAAAGACUGAUCCACCAACAAGUCCACGUCAAUCUAAUGGGGACUAUGAACGUCUCGCGUGCGUUUAUCCCGCUCCUGAGGAAGUAUCACGGUCGCCUGAUUAAUAUCACAAGCCAUUGUUCGUUCACUUGUUUGCCGGGACUGUCGGUUUACGGCGCUACGAAAGCCGGAAUUAAGGCGUUUAGUGACGGGCUGAGGAUAGAGCUGGGUAAAUAUGGGGUCAAAGUGGUGAUGCUCACGCCUGGGUCUUUUGUAACCCAGUCAAAUAUCAUGGCAAAGCACCCGGAACACGUGCAUGAGAUGCACCGCAAUUUUAGUAAGGAACAGAGGGGUUUCUAUGAAGAGUACUUCCAGAGGUACCAUGCGUAUCUGUUAGGGAUUACGGCUCCAAAAAUCCCAAAGCCGAUUCAAGACUCGGGAUUGUAUAGGAAAUUUGAGGAAGCCUUAUGUCUUGAGACGCCAAAGCCGGCGUACAAAGUUGAGCCGUUUAGAUACGCUUUCUACCACUUUUUGUUCAAAAUAAGUCCGACGCCUUUACGAGACUAUUUCGUUGUGAGAUUUAUGAAUAUGCCUGAAUAUCAUAUGACGCAGAUCUGGUAGUCUAAUGCCAUAUUUUAUUUUUUUAUUAAAUAAAACAUUGUGAUUCCGAA